Messenger RNA from Cyphomyrmex costatus, 2232 nucleotides. RefSeq names its product signal recognition particle receptor alpha (gene SrpRalpha). The coding region runs from base 1 to 1884 and encodes 627 amino acids. Gene Ontology annotation, cellular component: signal recognition particle receptor complex; endoplasmic reticulum membrane. The record is from RefSeq and is a predicted model, not a curated record. NCBI's taxonomy places the organism in Eukaryota, Metazoa, Arthropoda, Insecta, Hymenoptera, Formicidae. Gene Ontology annotation, molecular function: GTP binding; ATP hydrolysis activity; GTPase activity. The transcript is spliced from 8 exons. Gene Ontology annotation, biological process: intracellular protein transport; SRP-dependent cotranslational protein targeting to membrane.
AUGCUCGAUCUUUUUACAAUAUUCAGCAAAGGUGGCAUAGUGCUCUGGUGCUUCCAAAGCACAUCUCAGAUUUUUGCGCCCAGCGUCAAUGCCCUGAUAAGAAGUGUUAUAUUGCAAGAACGUACAGGGAAUCACAGCUUUGAGCAUGACUCCCUUCGAUUACAAUAUAAACUCGACAAUGAGUUUGAGUUGGUAUUUGUAGUGGCAUAUCAGAAGAUACUACAGUUAUCUUAUGUGGAUAAAUUCCUAAAUGAUAUCCACCUAGAGUUUAGAGAUCGCUUCAAAAAUGAGCUCGAGAACUCAAGCUGGUUUACCAAUUUUGAGUUCGAACAAGUUUACCAUAUGGUACUUGAACGAGCUGAACACUGGUCACGUUCACAGGCUAAGAUACCGAAGCAAAUGCGUACUUUUGAUGAAAGUCUGAAGUCCAAAAAGACUAUUGCUAGUAUGAUUGAGAGGAAAAGUGACAAGGAUGAUAAGAAGCCAGGUAAAAAGAAGAAAGCAAAUAAUUGUAAUGGGGAUUAUCAUACAAAAAUUCAAGAUGUUCCAAAACAAGAAUUGCCAAAACAUCAAAUGGAACGUAAUGGGGAACUUGACGAAGAAACAUUGAUCGCCAAUCGUAUGAAACUCGCUCAGAAAAUGGCAGGACAAAAGAAGAAAGCUGACAAGCAGAAAAGUCCUAAACCUGAGAAAGCUGGCAAAAAACCACGCAUCUGGGAACUAGGUGGCACAACUAAGGAUCUUGCUACAUUAGAACGAACUAAAGACAAGCCUGAGGAUAAUGAUGACUAUGUGGCAGCCAAUACAGCUCUAGUUGGACAGAUGAAAGGUAGCAUACGCGAUCUUGAGGUGAACAGCGAAUCUGAGGAUAGUUCCGAUCAGGAAGAGACAGAGCAAUCCAAACAGCAAGUGCAAAAGAAAACGAGUAUGUUCUCUAUGUUUAAAAGUUUAGUCGGCAGUAAAUCUCUAAAGCAAGAAGAUAUGUUGCCGGUUUUGGAAAAACUGAAGGAUCAUCUAAUUACUAAAAAUGUUGCUGCGGACAUCGCACAGAAGUUAUGCGAUUCUGUUGGCACAAAGUUGGAAGGAAAGAUACUUGGCACUUUUGAUAGCGUGGCAAACACUGUGAAAGUUACUCUAACAGAAGCUUUAGUUCAGAUACUAUCGCCCAAAAGAAGAAUCGAUAUUCUACGAGAUACUUUAGAAGCUAAGAACAGCAGCAGGCCUUAUGUGAUGACUUUUUGUGGCGUCAAUGGGGUCGGCAAAUCGACGAAUUUGGCAAAAAUCUGUUUUUGGUUAAUAGAAAACAAUUUUCGCGUGUUAAUAGCUGCAUGCGAUACAUUCAGAGCUGGAGCUGUUGAACAACUGAGAACGCACAUGCGUCAUUUAAAUGCUCUACAUCCACCGGAAAAGCACGGAAAUCAAUCAAUGGUACAGCUUUACGAAAAGGGUUAUGGUAAAGAUGCCGCAGGUAUUGCCAUGGAGGCAAUACGGUUUGCGAAGGAUUCUAAAAUCGAUGUUGUCCUGGUUGAUACUGCUGGUAGAAUGCAAGAUAAUGAACCAUUGAUGCGAGCUUUGACAAAGCUAAUUAAAGUAAACGAGCCGGACUUGGUAUUAUUUGUGGGAGAAGCUCUUGUUGGAAAUGAAGCUGUGGAUCAGCUGGUGAAAUUUAAUCAAGCCUUGGCUGACUAUAGUCAGUCUACCAAUCCUCAUAUUAUCGACGGUAUCGUGUUGACAAAGUUUGAUACAAUCGAUGAUAAAGUUGGAGCAGCUAUUACAAUGACAUACAUCACUGGUCAACCUAUUGUUUUUGUUGGAACCGGCCAAACUUAUACCGAUCUGAAAUCAUUGAAUGCCAAAGCGGUGGUACACGCUUUAAUGAAAUAAAAAAAUAUUACAAGCAAUAAUAAAUUUCUACAGGCAUUCUACUUGCAAUAUGUAGAUUUUAUUUAAGCUUUGUUAUAUGUUGAUGUUACAGUCAAGCUUUUAUGUUAUGUGCAGAAAUAGUUUAUUGUUUGGCCAAACUGUCAAAUGAAAUCUAAAGGAAAAAAUUAGGAACGGAUAUUCUGAUCUAAUGAAUAAAUAUGAAAACCCGACUGUACAAAAUUUUGCAAAGUGCAUCGCACUGUUGUUACAAAAAAAAAGAAAAAGAGAAAAAGGACUGCAUUCUCAAUUAAUAUGUUAAAUUAUUGUAAACAAUUGGAUUUGUCAAAUAAAGUUGAAUAUUUCACAGUU